Molecule: messenger RNA, 4795 nt
Organism: Cheilinus undulatus (humphead wrasse)
Lineage: Eukaryota; Metazoa; Chordata; Actinopteri; Labriformes; Labridae
Gene: cpsf1
Product: cleavage and polyadenylation specific factor 1
Exons: 38
Coding region: 183-4637 (1484 amino acids)
Cellular component (GO): nucleus; mRNA cleavage and polyadenylation specificity factor complex
Molecular function (GO): nucleic acid binding; protein binding
Source: RefSeq, a predicted model, not a curated record
ACGAAGAAGACAGCAGCGGCACCAACACAAAAACUUAAUGCUAGCUUACCUAGCUCAUAGAAAGCUGGUUAAAGUAAGAAAUACACAAAAUAUGAAACCUCAAAUGUAAAACGAAUACAGACCAUCAAAGCGACAGACUCCGAUAACGUCUUUGACAUAGAUGCUGAGGGAGUCCUUCCAGGAUGUAUGCUGUAUACAGACAAGCUCACACACCCACUGCGGUGGAGUUUUCUGUCUACUGCAACUUUAUUUCCAGCAAGGAGAAGAACUUGGUUGUUGCUGGAACAUCUCAGCUGUUUGUCUACAGGAUUAUCCAUGAUGUGGAGAGUUCAUCAAAGGCUGAUAAGUCUUCAGAUUCCAAAUCCCGUAAGGAGAAACUGGAGCAAGUGGCAUCUUUUUCUCUUUUUGGCAAUGUCAUGUCUAUGGCCAGUGUGCAGCUUGUAGGAGCCAGUAGAGAUGCACUUCUUCUCAGUUUCAAAGAUGCCAAGCUAUCUGUAGUGGAGUAUGAUCCAGGGACACAUGACCUUAAGACCCUGUCUCUCCAUUUCUUCGAGGAACCAGAGCUCAGGGAUGGUUUUGUACAGAAUGUUCAUAUUCCCAUCGUCCGUGUUGAUCCAGAGAAUCGCUGUGCUGUAAUGCUCGUAUAUGGCACCAAGCUUGUGGUGCUGCCAUUCAGGAAAGACACUCUGGCUGAUGAACAGGAGGGUGGAGUUGGAGAAGGGCCUAAAUCCAGCUUCCUGCCCAGCUACAUCAUUGAUGUCCGCGAGCUGGACGAGAAGCUGCUGAACAUAAUUGACAUGAAGUUCCUCCAUGGCUACUACGAACCAACAUUACUUAUUCUGUUUGAACCCAACCAGACAUGGCCUGGGCGUGUGGCUGUGCGCCAGGACACUUGCAGUAUAGUUGCCAUCUCCCUCAACAUAAUGCAGAAGGUUCAUCCUGUCAUCUGGUCUCUGAGUAAUCUGCCCUUUGACUGUACACAGGUCAUGGCUGUUCCUAAACCCAUUGGUGGUGUUGUGGUAUUUGCUGUGAAUUCAUUGCUGUAUCUCAACCAGAGUGUUCCACCGUAUGGAGUUUCUCUGAAUUCUCAGACAGUUGGGACCACGGCAUUCCCUUUGCGUGUGCAGGAUGAAGUGAAGAUCACACUGGACUGUUCACAGUCUGACUUCAUUGCCUACGACAAAAUGGUCAUCUCUUUGAAGGGAGGAGAAAUUUACGUGUUGACCCUCAUAACUGACGGCAUGAGGAGCGUCCGGGCUUUCCACUUUGACAAAGCUGCCGCCAGUGUCCUCACAACUUGUAUGGUGACAAUGGAACCUGGCUACCUUUUCCUGGGUUCCCGCCUUGGUAAUUCACUGCUUUUGAAAUACACUGAGAAACUUCAGGAGACGCCAGCAGAAGAAGGCAGUGAAAAGCUGGACAAAGAUAAAGAAAAAGAGAAAGAGAAACAGGAAGAACCUCCAAGCAAAAAGAAGCGUGUGGAAUCCUCCACCAACUGGACAGAUGAAGUGGAUGAGAUAGAAGUGUAUGGAAGUGAGGCCCAGUCAGGCACUCAGCUGGCCACCUACUCCUUUGAGGUGUGUGAUAGCAUUCUCAACAUUGGACCUUGUGCAAAUGCAUCCAUGGGUGAGCCUGCCUUCCUUUCUGAAGAGUUUCAGAGCAACCCGGAGCCUGACCUGGAAGUUGUGGUGUGCUCUGGCUACGGCAAGAAUGGUGCACUGUCCGUACUCCAAAGAAGCAUCCGGCCCCAAGUAGUAACUACAUUUGAGUUGCCGGGUUGCCACGACAUGUGGACAGUCAUCUCAAGUGAAGUAAAGGAAGACAAAAAACCUGUAAAAAGCUCUGAUUCAGAAGAAGGGACAGAAACAGAGACUGGUGAGGAUGGUGAAGAGGAAGAAAAGGACAAAGAGGAGAAGGAGGAGGAGACAGAGAAAGAGAAAGAAAAAGAAAAAGAGGAGAAAGAGGCAGAGAAGACAGAGGCUCCCUUGGAGGAUGAUACAAAGAAGCAUGGCUUUCUCAUCCUGAGCAGGGAGGAUUCAACAAUGAUCCUUCAAACGGGUCAGGAGAUCAUGGAGUUGGACACCAGUGGUUUUGCUACGCAGGGUCCCACUGUGUUUGCUGGAAACAUUGGUAACAACAAGUACAUCAUCCAGGUCUCACCUAUGGGUAUUCGACUGCUGGAAGGAGUGACACAGCUCCACUUCAUCCCUGUGGAUCUGGGCUCUCCCAUAGUGCACUGCUCUGUGGCGGACCCUUAUGUGGUCAUCAUGACAGCAGAGGGAGUGGUCACCAUGUUUGUGCUAAAGACAGACACAUAUAUGGGGAAGACACAUCGCUUGGCUCUGCAGAAGCCACAGAUCUCUACACAAUCUCGUGUGAUAGCAUUGUGUGCAUACCGUGAUGUAAGCGGGAUGUUCACCACAGAAAACAGAGUGAGCUGCUCAGUCAAAGAGGACACAAUCAUCAGGAGUCAGUCUGAAGCAGAGACCAUCAUUCAGGACCUCAGCAACGCAGUGGAUGACGAGGAGGAAAUGCUGUAUGGAGACUCAAAUGCUAGCACAGCAUCAGCAAAGGAGGAAUUGAUCCGCAGCUCUGGAUUACCGGCCCCCUCUGGAAGUGAGGGCAGCUUGAGCAAAGCAGAGCCCAGCCAUUGGUGCAUGAUCACCAGAGAGAAUGGUGUAAUGGAGAUUUACCAGCUGCCAGACUGGCGCUUAGUGUUCCUGGUGAAGAACUUCCCGGUUGGUCAGAGAGUGCUGGUGGACAGUUCAUCCGGCCAAUCAGCAGCGCAGGGAGAGGGUAAAAAGGAGGAAGUGGCCCGUCAAGGAGAGAUGCCACUGGUUAGAGAGGUGGCUUUGGUUUCACUAGGAAACAACCAGAGCAGACCGUAUUUACUGGUCCAUGUGGAACAUGAACUGCUUAUAUAUGAAGCUUUCCCCUACGAUCAGCAGCAGCCACAGAACAACCUGAAAGUGCGCUUCAAAAAAGUGCCCCACAACAUUAACUUCAGAGAAAAGAAAUCAAAGCUGAAGAGGGAUAAGAAGGCAGAGAGCAGUGCAUCAGAGGACAGUUCAACUGUGAAAAGUAGGAUUGCCAGAUUCAGAUACUUCGAGGACAUCUCUGGGUACUCAGGGGUGUUCAUCUGUGGGCCGUCUCCACACUGGAUGCUGGUCACCUCUCGAGGAGCUUUGAGGCUUCAUCCUAUGAGCAUUGAUGGCUCCAUUGAGUCUUUCUCACCUUUUCAUAACAUCAACUGCCCCAAAGGUUUCCUCUACUUCAACAAACAGGGUGAGCUGAGGAUCAGCGUUCUGCCCACCUAUCUGUCCUAUGAUGCUCCUUGGCCAGUCCGAAAAAUCCCGCUUAGAUGCACCGUCCACUACGUUUCUUACCACGUCGAAUCCAAGGUGUAUGCUGUGUGCACAAGUGUGAAAGAACCCUGCACGCGCAUCCCCAGGAUGACUGGAGAGGAGAAGGAGUACGAAACCAUUGACCGAGAUGAACGUUACAUUAACCCUCAGCAAGAGAAGUUCUCCAUCCAACUCAUCUCUCCUGUCAGCUGGGAGGCCAUCCCCAACACAAGGAUCGACCUGGAGGAGUGGGAACAUGUAACCUGUAUGAAGACGGUUGCACUAAGGAGUCAGGAGACCGUGUCUGGACUGAAGGGCUACGUGGCAGCAGGGACCUGCCUGAUGCAGGGAGAGGAGGUCACCUGCAGGGGCAGAAUAUUGAUCCUGGAUGUGAUUGAAGUGGUGCCAGAGCCAGGUCAGCCCCUCACCAAGAACAAGUUCAAAGUGCUGUAUGAGAAAGAACAGAAGGGGCCCGUGACAGCCAUGUGUCACUGCAACGGAUACCUGGUGUCGGCCAUUGGACAGAAGAUCUUCUUGUGGGUCUUGAAGGACAACGACCUGACGGGCAUGGCCUUCAUCGACACUCAGCUCUACAUCCACCAGAUGAUCAGCAUCAAGAAUUUCAUCCUUGCUGCCGAUCUUAUGAAGAGCAUCUCACUGCUCCGCUACCAGGAGGAGAGCAAGACGCUGUCGCUGGUCAGCAGGGAUGCAAAGCCCCUGGAGGUUUACAGCGUUGAAUUCAUGGUAGACAACAACCAGCUUGGGUUCCUGGUGUCUGAUCGGGACAAGAACCUCUAUGUUUAUAUGUAUCUGCCUGAAGCUAAAGAGAGCUUUGGAGGAAUGCGCCUGCUGAGGCGAGCAGACUUUAAUGCUGGAGCGAACAUUAACACUUUCUGGAGGAUGCCGUGCAGAGGAGCGCUCGAUGCUGGCAGCAAAAAGUCUCUGACCUGGGACAACAAGCACAUCACAUGGUUUGCAACUCUAGAUGGAGGAGUUGGCUUGCUCCUUCCCAUGCAGGAGAAAACCUACCGACGUUUGCUCAUGUUGCAAAAUGCUCUGAACACAAUGCUGCCUCAUCAUGCCGGUCUGAACCCAAAGGCCUUCAGGAUGCUGCACAGUGACAGGCGAGGCUUACAGAACGCUGUGAGAAACAUCUUGGAUGGAGAACUCUUAAACAAGUACUUGUACCUCAGCACAAUGGAGCGCAGUGAGCUGGCAAAGAAGAUUGGUACCACUCAGGACAUAAUCCUGGAUGACCUUUUGGAGAUCGACAGAGUCACAGCUCAUUUCUGAGAUCUACAUUCCCGUGGCCCUGUGCACUGAAAGCUGUUUUAUACUGAAAGAAAAAAAAAUUUUGUUGUGGCUUUCUUAGUUGUUAAAAAGAGAGCAGUCAUGUUUUCUUAGGAUAUUUUGUAUAAAAACAAAAAAAUCUGUAAAAGUAAUUUACCCAA